This is a messenger RNA of Triticum urartu, 1962 nucleotides long. RefSeq names its product rab GTPase-activating protein 22. Gene Ontology annotation, molecular function: GTPase activator activity. Gene Ontology annotation, biological process: activation of GTPase activity. Lineage: Eukaryota; Viridiplantae; Streptophyta; Magnoliopsida; Poales; Poaceae. The record is from RefSeq and is a predicted model, not a curated record.
GAAGGAAGGAAGGAAAGGGUCAACAAGUCAAAGGCAAGGCAAGGGAAGGGAAGGGAAGGGAAGCGAGCGCAUCUCCCUCCACCAGCCGCCACCGGCAUCUCCACCGUCACCGGCACCGGCACCGGGCAGGCGGACAGAUCCCCCUUUCCCCUCGACCGGAAUCGGAAUUGGGUCAAAGAGAAGAAGCAAGAUCCAGAAGUGCUCUGCUCUGCUCUGCUGCCGGCCGGCCAAGAUCCAACCUUGUACCAGCGAAGGGAAGGGGAAGGGAAGGGAGGAUGCUGCGGCGGCACAAGGGAAGGGAAUCGGCGUCGUCGUCGGAUUCCACCUUCUACCAGCUGCGCCCCGACUGCGCCCACAACGUCCCCGACACCAAGUUCAAGAUCAAGAUUGGCAAGACGCUGAGCGUACGCAAAUGGCACGCCGCCUUCACGCACCACGGAUCCCUCCACAUCGCCUCUGUUCUAAACCGGAUUCAGAGCGGGGGUGUGCACCCUGCAAUCAGGGGAGAGGUCUGGGAGUUCCUGCUCGGCUGCUUCGAUCCCGACAGCACAUUCGAUGACCGCGACCACAUCAGGCAAGCAAGAAGGAUACAGUAUGCUAGAUGGAAGGAACAAUGCAAACACAUGGAUCCUCACGUCGGCAGCGGCAAAAUCAUCACCGCCCCCAUCAUAACCGAGGAUGGCGUGCCUAUCAAGGACCCUUUGGUUUUACUUGAAGCCGCCACUCCAGACCAGCAAGCUAGUUUGAUCAGCACCAAGAAUGGAGAUGAGGCCGACCACCGCCUCACGGAUAAACAGACUAUCGAAUGGAAGCUUACGCUGCACCAAAUCGGUCUUGAUGUUCUUCGCACUGACCGCUCCAUGGUCUUCUACGAGAAGAAAGAAAAUCUCUCCAAGUUAUGGGAUAUUCUAGCUGUCUAUGCAUGGAUCGACAAAGAAGUUGGGUAUUGCCAAGGAAUGAGUGAUUUAUGCUCACCGAUGAUAGUGCUACUCAAUGAUGAAGCAGACGCGUUUUGGUGCUUUGAGAGACUCAUGCGUAGACUGCGCGGGAAUUUCAGAUGCACACAGCAAUCCGUUGGGGUUGAGAACCAGCUUCAGCACCUUGCCUCUAUCAUUCAGGUGCUGGACCCAAAGUUACAUGACCACCUCGAAACACUUGGCGGAGGCGACUAUCUCUUUGCAUUCCGCAUGUUCAUGGUAUUGUUUCGCCGUGAACUGUCAUUUGGGGACUCCUUGUACCUUUGGGAGAUGAUGUGGGCUCUAGAAUAUGACCCUGACAUGUUCUCCACAUAUGAAGAGAGCGGGCCUGCAACUGACAGAAGUGCUCAAGGAUAUAAACCAAGAGUAAAAUCAACCCGUCAGUUUGGCAAGUACGAGAGGGCGAAUAUGAAGAGUGCUACUAACGGUGUUGAUGGGCCUGUCCCUAUUUCUGUUUUCCUGGUUGCUAGUGUAUUGAAAGAGAACAGUCAGAAGCUGUUGCAAGAAGCCCGGGGAUUAGAUGACAUCAUUAGGAUAUUGAACAAUGUGAAUGGGAACUUGGAUGCAAAGAAGGCUUGCGCUGGUGCACUGAAACUUCACGCCAAGUACCUUAGAAAGAUGCAGGGAAAGAAAGCCUAACAUAGCACAGACACACCGACACUUCCCCUGGACAUGGACACGGUCUCACAAUUGUACCACCUGGACACGGACUCAAAAUUGUAUGUAAAUUUGGAUGCAGAGCUUUGUUGUUUGGAAACGUUGAAGUUUCAGAUAUGCGCCAGCCAACCAACCAACCAACCAACCGGUAAAAUGUGCAUAAGCAAGUCAAGUGUAUUUUUCUUGGUUUUCCAAGUGUAAGAAAGAUUCUUUCUUUAUUUUUGCUCAAAAGAAGAAGAGUUCAUUUUAAUGUGUAAUUAAUUAUGUCAUUGUUAUCAAAGGAAAAAAGGAAAAGGGAUAAUUAAAGGAAAACAUAUGUUUUUAUGUC